Oncorhynchus nerka (sockeye salmon) is the source of this 10257-nucleotide messenger RNA. RefSeq names its product carnosine synthase 1-like. NCBI's taxonomy places the organism in Eukaryota, Metazoa, Chordata, Actinopteri, Salmoniformes, Salmonidae. Gene Ontology annotation, biological process: carnosine biosynthetic process. The record is from RefSeq and is a predicted model, not a curated record. Gene Ontology annotation, molecular function: ATP binding; carnosine synthase activity; ATP hydrolysis activity.
UCUUUCCUGAACCCUCUCAACUUCUUCCUCUUUCUGUCAUUUCCAGGUUUCCACUUGGUCACUGCAGACACUAUGCUCUCUCUCAGCUCUCUCCCCAGCACCGUUGUCCCCAGCCUUCCCUCCUCUCCAGGGGGCUGUGCUACUGGAGGACCGAGGGCACAGUCCUCCAGACAGGAGGUGGCGCUGUUCCAGACCCUGCAGGAGGCUCUGAGGGAGAUCGACCUGCCUGAAACACAGGACCUGCCACAGGGUAUGAGUCACUCUGAGAUGUGCAUCUGUGUUUUGGGAUCCCCACUCCCCUACCUCUCUCUGCUGUUAGAGGCAGGCCAACGGAGCCCAGGAGAUGCUCUCCUGUGUCUCUGUCCAUCCUGGCUCUCUCGCUCCUCCUCCCUCCUGGUCCACAAGGCUGUCACCUUUGACCUGGGAGGGCGCACUUUCCUAUCCAACUUCAACCCGCCUCGCAGGGUCACCUACUUCCUGUCAUCUGACCCGUGGGCUAAGGAGGAAAUGACCCGAGAGACAGACUGCCCAAGCGGAGGUUCUGGAGCACUGAGUCAGUUCUGGGGGAAUGUUCUGACCACCAGGGUUCUGCUGCAGAAGGCCAAGAUCCACUGCCCCCCAACCCUGGCCCUUCUGUUACCACCGGGGCAGAUGAGGCUGGAGGAGGGCAGGACAGGAGGGGUGGAGGUGGUGCACCUGGAAAUGGGAGCGGAGGAAAGGAUGAACUCUGUCAGAAACAAGGUGGACACUUUCCUGGAGUCUGAGAAUAUGAGGGGAUCAGAGAGGGUGGUGCUCAGGUGCAGUGGGGGGGGGUUCGUGGGCGAGGCAACCUCACCCCCCGUCUACCUGUCGAGGAACAGCAGGGAUGAGGUCUGGGCCAAGGUGAGUUAUCUCCUGCCCCAACUCCUCCCUGGAGAGGCAGUGCUGCUCGAGGCCUACUGCUCCCCACUGAAGCCUGGGCCACGGGUAGAGGACCGCACCUGGGAACAGUACACCGACUGCAGGCCUCAGGUUCCAGACCUGUCCUUCAGACUGUGUGCCAUUGUAACUCGCUCACCUCUGGACCUGCCUCUCCUCUACAAGUUGGUGUGUAGAGUGGGUGUGUCCGAUGACCCUCUCUCUCACAGCCACUCCCUCUCUCAGUCUUUGGAGACCACCCUAUUAGAGUGCGGUUUCACUGACCCUACCAUGGCGAAAUCUCUCUGCCGUCUAGCACUGGACACCGCCCUGUCCUGCCUCUGUGUUGUCAUGGAAACAGAGUCAAGCAUGUCCGCAGAACAACGCGGUGGAGCGGGUGCCCAGACCGACAUGAUAGGCGUGGACCUCCUUUUCACCAUGGAUGGCUCCAUCAUCAGGCCUGUUAUUUUGGGCCUCCAUCCCUCCCUCUGUCUCCACUCCUCCUUCCAAGAGCGAGGGAUGGGGAUGGAGGGAUGCAACAGUGGGAUAGAGGGGUGGAGUAGGGGCACCCUCCUCCUCACCCCUCUCACCCGCUCCCAGUACUACCUGAUGCAGGGGAAAACUGUGCUGGUGGUGGGAGCUGGAGGACACAGUAAGAAGUUCAUCUGGAAAACAGCCAAACAGUACAAACUCAAGAUCCUGCUGGUGGACAGUGACCCUGCCCACUUCGCCUCCCAGUUGGUCGACCACUUCCUCCCCCUGCCAGACCUCCCCGACCAUCGGCGUGAUGACCAGCACUGCUCCCGCAUCUGUGAUUGGCUGUUGUCCUCCAGCCUCCGCCCUGACGGCUGCGUGUGCUUCUGGGACGAAUGCGUGGUGCUGACAUCGCUGGUCUGUGAUAGGCUGGGGCUCAGGGGCCCUCCCCCUGAGGCCAUCCGCAUUGCGAAGGAGAAGAGCCGCACCCACAGGCACCUCCUGGGCCUACUGAAGUCUACGGGGACUAACCUGAUCAGUGUUGAGCAGCCCUCCGGUCAGCCAGAUAGCCUGGUUGAGUUUGGAGAGGAUGAGAGGAGAGGUAAACAGCAGAAUGGCAUGGUCAACAUGGAAGGAGAUAGCCUGAGAGCUAUGGCUGAUUUCGACAGGGGGGAUCUCUUCAAUGAGGCAAUGGGCAAACACGACACUACCGCCCCUACCUCUUCCUCCCCCUCACUCUCCUCUUCCUCCUCACAUUCCUUUGGCACUUUCCGUCCCUCCACUCCUCUCCUCUCUCCCUCCCCUUCCUCCUAUGCUGUUCCCUGUAUCCACGUGGAGAGCACCCUGGAUCUGGAGAAGGCAGCCAGUGGGGGGGAGGGGGGGCCUGGUGGGGCCAGUGUGGGGGUGGUGAGGUUCCCAGCGGUGAUGAAGCUGGAGUACGGCGCGGGGGCGGUGGGCGUGAGGAAGGUAUGCUCUCUGGAGGAAAGUCUGGCACACUUUGAGAGGAUCGGCGGGGACCUCCGCGAGGAGACAGACUACCCUGGCAUCGGCCUGGGCUGGGGCAACGCCAUGAUCCUCAUGGAGUACGUGGGAGGCACCGAGCACGACGUGGACGUGAUCCUGUUCGAGGGGAGACUGGAGGGUGCCUUUGUGUCCGACAACGGCCCCACGCACCCGGCCUUCACCGAGACGGCCGCCCAGAUGCCCUCAGGGCUAGCGCAGGACAAGCGUGCUCAGCUGAUCCGCGCAGCACAUCACGCAUGCCUGGGCUGUGGCCUGCGAGACGGUGUGUUCAACGUGGAGCUGAAGAUGACAGAAGUGGGCCCGAGGCUCAUAGAGAUCAACGCCCGCAUGGGCGGCUUCUACCUGUGCGACUGGAUCCGCCAGCUGUAUGGCGUGGACCUCCUGAUGGCGGCCUUCAUGGUGUCCUGUGGGGUGCGUCCCUGCCUGCCCUCGGCCACAGCCCUCCCAGCCAGAGGCCACUUUGCUGGGGUGAUGGUGGUGGUGUCACGGCACCUCCAUGCCCUGAGGACCACAGCCAGCCCUGAGCGCCUGAGAGGGCUCCACCAGGAGGGGGCGUUGUGGCUGAAUGAGCUGGCGGAGGAGGAUGAACUGAUCUCUGGUGAGUACGAGGAGCCCUUCUGUAAUGUCGGGGUGAGAGAUGCCCACAAUGCCACCAACGCUCGCCAGCGCCUCCUCGCCCUCUGUCAAGGGCUGGGCCUGCACUGUCCUCCACGCUACGACCUGGACUACUUCCUGUCCCAUUUCAACUAGACAGGAACUCAGGGGGGAGAAGCAGGGUUUGUUCAGGAGGGUGCCACAUUUACAUUUGAAUCACAGAUCAAAAUAAUACAAAGAGCUGAAACGAUUCCUUACUCUGCAGAAUUAUAUAUAUUAUAUUCCUGCCUGAAUGGUUGUUCAUUAAAUUGGACCCUUCUGAAUAGAACCCAUGUUUAGCAAGGUUGUGCUGUGUGCAGGGGUUAGUUUAGUUAGCUUAAAAGGUACAUCACAGGAUGAACAAACACUUCUCAUAUCAAAACAUAAUAUGUUAUCUCAAAAUUGCAAAUUCAGGGACUAAUCAUUCAGGUAGCAGAACCUUUCCAUUUUUAGCACUUAUAUUUUGGGGACCAUCUCAUGAAUAAAAUACAAGUUUCGAAAAGAUAUCUUCAUCAGUGAUUGGGUAGAAUAGGAUAUCGGUGUCUAUCUAUCUUGAAUUUAACAUUCAAAUAUGGAAAAACUUAUGGAAAAGCUUCUACUUUUCAGUUUAUUGACAAGUCAUAAAAUAAAUAGAGGCCCUUUGUCCAAUUAUUGAAUUGGAAUUUCAGUUUACUUCCUGAAUUGACAGCCUUCAUUUCAAAUCAACCCCAACCCUGUUAUCUACUAGGUUGUGGCAUCAGCAGUCUACCUUACUACAUCAUAACGUAGUAGGCUGCACACUGUGAACACAGCAGUUGUUAAUAACCUGCACACUGUGAACACAUAGCAGUUGAUUAAUAACCUGCAAACUGUGAACACAGCAGUUGAUUAAUAACCUGCACACUGGACACAGCAGUUGAUUAAUAACCUGCACACUGGACACAGCAGUUGAUUAAUAACCUGCACACUGUGAACACAUAGCAGUUGUUAAUAACAUAUACACUGUGAACACAUAACAGUUGAUUAAUAACCUGCAAACUGUGAACACAGCAGUUGUUAAUAACCUGCACACUGUGAACACAUAGCAGUUGUUAAUAACAUAUACACUGUGAACACAUAACAGUUGAUUAAUAACCUGCAAACUGUGAACACAGCAGUUGUUAAUAACCUGCACACUGUGAACACAUAGCAGUUGAUUAAUAACCUGCACACUGUGAACACAUAGCAGUUGUUAAUAACCUGCACACUGUGAACACAUAGCAGUUGAUUAAUAACCUGCAAACUGUGAACACAGCAGUUGAUUAAUAACCUGCACACUGGACACAGCAGUUGAUUAAUAACCUGCACACUGGACACAGCAGUUGAUUAAUAACCUGCACACUGUGAACACAUAGCAGUUGAUUAAUAACCUGCACACUGUGGACAGAGCAGUUGAUUAAUAACCUGCACACUGUGAACACAUAGCAGUUGAUUAAUAACCUGCACACUGUGGACAGAGCAGUUGAUUAAUAACCUGCACACUGUGAACACAGCAGUUGAUUAAUAACCUCCACACUGUGAACACAUAGCAGUUGAUUAAUAACCUGCACACUGUGGACAGAGCAGUUGAUUAAUAACCUGCACACUGUGAACACAUAGCAGUUGAUUAAUAACCUGCACACUGUGGACAGAGCAGUUGAUUAAUAACCUGCACACUGUGAACACAGCAUUUGAUUAAUAACCUGCACACUGUGGACACAGCAGUUGAUUAAUAACCUGCACACUGUGAACACAUAGCAGUUGUUAAUAACAUACACACUGUGAACACAUAACAGUUGUUAAUAACCUGCACACUGAACACAUAGCAGUUGAUUAAUAACCUGCAAACUGUGAACACAGCAGUUGAUUAAUAACCUGCACACUGGACACAGCAGUUGAUUAAUAACCUGCACACUGGACACAGCAGUUGAUUAAUAACCUGCACACUGUGAACACAUAGCAGUUGUUAAUAACAUAUACACUGUGAACACAUAACAGUUGAUUAAUAACCUGCAAACUGUGAACACAGCAGUUGUUAAUAACCUGCACACUGUGAACACAUAGCAGUUGUUAAUAACAUAUACACUGUGAACACAUAACAGUUGAUUAAUAACCUGCAAACUGUGAACACAGCAGUUGUUAAUAACCUGCACACUGUGAACACAUAGCAGUUGAUUAAUAACCUGCACACUGUGAACACAUAGCAGUUGUUAAUAACCUGCACACUGUGAACACAUAGCAGUUGAUUAAUAACCUGCAAACUGUGAACACAGCAGUUGAUUAAUAACCUGCACACUGGACACAGCAGUUGAUUAAUAACCUGCACACUGGACACAGCAGUUGAUUAAUAACCUGCACACUGUGAACACAUAGCAGUUGAUUAAUAACCUGCACACUGUGAACACAUAGCAGUUGUUAAUAACAUACACACUGUGAACACAUAACAGUUGAUUAAUAACCUGCAAACUGUGAACACAGCAGUUGUUAAUAACCUGCACACUGUGAACACAUAGCAGUUGUUAAUAACAUAUACACUGUGAACACAUAACAGUUGAUUAAUAACCUGCAAACUGUGAACACAGCAGUUGUUAAUAACCUGCACACUGUGAACACAUAGCAGUUGAUUAAUAACCUGCACACUGUGAACACAUAGCAGUUGUUAAUAACCUGCACACUGUGAACACAUAGCAGUUGAUUAAUAACCUGCAAACUGUGAACACAGCAGUUGAUUAAUAACCUGCACACUGGACACAGCAGUUGAUUAAUAACCUGCACACUGGACACAGCAGUUGAUUAAUAACCUGCACACUGUGAACACAUAGCAGUUGAUUAAUAACCUGCACAAUGUGAACACAUAGCAGUUGUUAAUAACAUACACACUGUGAACACAUAACAGUUGAUUAAUAACCUGCAAACUGUGAACACAGCAGUUGUUAAUAACCUGCACACUGUGAACACAUAGCAGUUGAUUAAUAACCUGCACACUGUGAACACAUAGCAGUUGUUAAUAACCUGCACACUGUGAACACAUAGCAGUUGAUUACAUUUACAUUUUGAUUAAUAACCUGCAAACUGUGAACACAGCAGUUGAUUAAUAACCUGCACACUGGACACAGCAGUUGAUUAAUAACCUGCACACUGGACACAGCAGUUGAUUAAUAACCUGCACACUGUGAACACAUAGCAGUUGUUAAUAACAUAUACACUGUGAACACAUAACAGUUGAUUAAUAACCUGCAAACUGUGAACACAGCAGUUGUUAAUAACCUGCACACUGUGAACACAUAGCAGUUGUUAAUAACAUAUACACUGUGAACACAUAACAGUUGAUUAAUAACCUGCAAACUGUGAACACAGCAGUUGUUAAUAACCUGCACACUGUGAACACAUAGCAGUUGAUUAAUAACCUGCAAACUGUGAACACAGCAGUUGAUUAAUAACCUGCACACUGGACACAGCAGUUGAUUAAUAACCUGCACACUGGACACAGCAGUUGAUUAAUAACCUGCACACUGUGAACACAUAGCAGUUGAUUAAUAACCUGCACACUGUGGACAGAGCAGUUGAUUAAUAACCUGCACACUGUGAACACAUAGCAGUUGAUUAAUAACCUGCACACUGUGGACAGAGCAGUUGAUUAAUAACCUGCACACUGUGAACACAUAGCAGUUGAUUAAUAACCUGCACACUGUGGACAGAGCAGUUGAUUAAUAACCUGCACACUGUGAACACAGCAUUUGAUUAAUAACCUGCACACUGUGGACACAGCAGUUGAUUAAUAACCUGCACACUGUGAACACAUAGCAGUUGAUUAAUAACCUGCACACUGUGAACACAUAGCAGUUGUUAAUAACAUACACACUGUGAACACAUAACAGUUGUUAAUAACCUGCACACUGAACACAUAGCAGUUGAUUAAUAACCUGUACACUGUGGACACAUAGCAGUUGAUUAAUAACUUGCACACUGUGAACACAUAGCAGUUGAUUAAUAACCUGUACACUGUGGACACAUAGCAGUUGAUUAAUAACUUGCACACUGUGAACACAUAGCAGUUUAUUAAUAACCUGCACACUGUGAACACGUAGCAGUUGAUUAAUAACCUGCACACUGUGAAGACGUAGCAGUUGAUUAAUACCUUGCACACUUUGAACACGUAGCAGUUGAUUAAUAACCUGCACACUGUGAAGACGUAGCAGUUGAUUAAUACCUUGCACACUGUGAACACGUAGCAGUUGAUUAAUAACCUGCACACUGUGAAGACGUAGCAGUUGAUUAAUACCUUGCACACUGUGGACACAUAGCAGUUGAUUAAUAACCUGCACACUGUAGACACAAGGCAGUGCAGGGUUGGAACAGGUGGGAGGGGGAGUAAUAUUACACAUGCAGUAGGUCAGAGUAUCAUUAGCUAAAUAGUUAUAUGAAGGAAGAGCAGAGGAAAAUUGCAGAUUUUGAGGAAGGGGGUUUGAGGAGAGCAGUGGAAUAGCUGAAACAGGUGGACAGGGGUGGCGAUUGCGGAACCUUUUAACUCUUGGCCCAGAGAUGAUGUAUGCGGGGCCAGUGCGUUUGAACUUUUGGGAAAAUUUAGAAUUUAGGAAUGCAAACUCCCAUACAUGUGAAGUUAGAGGUCAUAUGAAAGUUCAUGUCUUAAUUUAAAAGGUUGAAGUGAAAUGUUGUUCCCCCAAAAAUAACUCGCUAACUAAAAGUGUAUGGAAAUGGGGAUUGAAUUCCACCACAUAUUCACACCAAUUCAGCCCAUGAAACAAAGUGCGUUAUUUUGUAAAUGAGAAAUAAUUUGAGGCAGUUUCACCGUUGCAAACCUCUUGACCCUGGCAGUUAAUGUCUGUAGUGUGGCAUUUGGGGUCUGGUGUCAGACACCCAGUAAGCAGGGUGAAACUGAGAUGCCAUACGUAUCCUGGCCACACCACACAACCCCCCAGACAAGGUUUACCGUGGUCAAAAGGUUGUGGAUUUCCCAUAUUUUCUGUUUCUGACUAUUUGUUUAUGUAUUUCUGAUGUAACAUUUGGGAAAAUAUAGUAAACAUAUAUUUUUUUACCUUUAUUUAACUAAGUAAGUAAAGUAAGAACGACUCUGGGCCAAUAGGGCGCCUCACCAAUCACGGCCAGAUGUGAUACAGCCUGGAUUCUAACUAGAGAUUGUAGUGACACCUCUUGCACUGAGAUGCAGUGCCUUAGACAGCUGCACCACUCGGGAGCCAACACUUCUGGCUUUUACUCAAAAAGGAGGUGUGAGAGGAAAGUUCAAGAAUAAAACAUCCUAUCAAGAUUACAUCAUUAAAACCAAAGAAUAUGUCAAUGACGGUUUCAAUGAUCUGUGCCCUAUUAAACAAACACAAUACCCAGGCCAGCGACCUCCCUAAAAAAAGGGCUCUACUGCAGGUCAGCAUGGGGCAUAUUAGGCUGUGAAAACAAAAUGAUUGACUGCAGCCUCUAUUCAACCACAGCAGUGUGUUGUGGCUCGCCAUUUGCUCUAAACAUGUUGACAAUAAUGUUAGCUCAAUGCUCACACAAACCUAAAUGGCCAGAUGAUAUGUGUUGUUGUUGUUGUACUCAUCGUUCAGCACUUAAAACACCCAGUAAUUCACCUUAUCUUCAGCACCACUCACUAGCGGUGAAUCGAAUGGUCAUCUAUGGCUGCUUCAGGUUAUGGCAAAAGAUGAGCCUGUAGUUCCUCAUUGACAGACCACGAAUCCUGAUCAGGACUUCAGUAGCUAAGCUGCAGAGGAGAACGGAGAGAGAGUGUUUGUAAGAAGCUGCUUACUUAGUUAGAUCAAAGUUUUUAUAUUAUAUUGACAAGAUAGUUGAGUGACCUCUCAAACAAUGGAAAUACAUGUCCUCAAGAUGGAAGGCAAGAUUAGGUGGGACCAUUCUAGGCUGUCUAGAUGGGAUACAAUUUAUGUUAGAAUUGACUUUUCGUAUCAGGUUAGGAGAAUUUACGCAGCAGGUUAGGAGAAUUAGGGUAAGCGUACCUACGAAGCCCACUUCUUUCUUUGGAUUUUUUAUAUUUUUUUAAAUAAAAAUAAAUUUCCUGCUGUUUAAUGAUGCGACUAAUUCAUCUGGUUGUUAUAUCCAUACAUUUUCCGGUUCUAAACCAGUCCCAUGUUUUAUUAUUAAAUGAUUAACAUUGUGUAAGGUCACACUAGUGGCCGAUUUCAAAGUUGCAAAAAAAAACGUUGGUGUUGAAGCAAGGGUUGGAACGGAAAUUAUUUUCCAAUCGUUUCAUUCUGAACAGAAUCACAAUGUUUUUUUGUUUCCUUCCACUGUUCGGACCAGCAAAAUAAUGUCCUGAACCGAUUCGAACCCCCCAAAAUAUUGGAUUAUAUCGUUCCUUUCUGUUCCUUUUUUAACCUGUGAAAUCAACCGUGUUUUACAUUUAGCUCAUUAAAUUACUUCGCCAAUCAGCGCGGAUAGAGCUGGCAAGCUAGUUGUUUACACGCGUGAUGUACAGACAACUGUAGUUUACAUCGCAAAAUGCGACUGAAAUUUUGUGGGUGGGGAGAGAGAGAGCAAGAGAGGGUUGAGGAGGAGUCUUGAAGCGCUGGGCAUCUUGUUAUGACAUGCAUGGUCUGAUUUAGGUCCAAGGAAUUGUACCGAGGAGAAGCGGCUUCUAUGGAGGAACUUUGAAUGUCUUUUGAGCUAGCUAGCUAACACGCUUGUGUGUGCAGAGCAGCACCAAAAUUAAAAACACGUCGUACCUUUUUGUAGUUUAUAAAUCCAAUGUGAAAUGUGAUAACUAGCAUUGAAAAAUUUUAUCCAUUCUUAUUUAGUUAUUUUAUGGUUUUCGGUUCUGUUACCUGAACUGGUUUCAACCACAGAUACAAUGUUUACAGUUACACAUUGUUUUACAAAUAUACAGUAUGUGUAACGGAUGUGGUCCGUUACAUAUGCAUCAUAAAUAAUUUCACCACAUGAGAGCAAUGGUGAACAAAGCAUUAAUAUUAACACAUGUUUAAUCUCGGUUACCCAGAAGUAGAAUUCUCUUUCCUGUAACGAGAAUCUGUCCACGAGAGAUUAACACAGAUUUAAAGGGAUUUUUCUGUUGACUAUAAACAAUAGCUAAUGUGGAAAUGUUUUUUCCUUAUUAACAAAGUUUUAAAACAAUAAAAAUAGAACGAAUAUCGUGUUAUGAUUCAGCAACUAUUUUGAUUCAAAUAUAAUCAAUUCACAUUUCCUGUGUUGUGUAAAAUACAAUAAACAUUCAAAUCAACACUC